AUGAAGCUGUUGCGAAAAAGAUCAUGCCGGAUCUUAACCAUAAGAUUAAAGAUUUCCAAUAUCAUACAUGGCAUAUCACUGAUUGGAAAAAUUUAGAAAAUAGGGUAUUUGGUCCUGAAUUUAAGGCUGGCGGCUGGAAUUGGCGCCUUUUACUUUUUCCUUAUGGAAAUUUUAACUAUUAUAAUAAGGACCACGUUGGUAUUUAUUUAGACUUUGUUAAUCCAAAAGACGGGUUGCACGCUUCUGCGCAGUUUGCUUUAGUCUUAUGGAAUCAAGAAGAACCAACGAAAUUUGUUAGUCAUAAUUCGUAUCAUUUUUUUGCUAUUGGAGAUAGAGAUUGGGGUUUUACCGAGUUUUACGAGAAAGAUAAACUAUUUAUCCCAUCAGAUAAACUAACUCGUCCACUAAUUGAAAAUGACUCUUGUAAUAUUACGGCUCUGGUUCGUGUUUUUGAAGAUCCUAAAUAUAUAGGUUUAAAAUAUUAUGGAAUAAAUACUUUCAUAAACUCGGUGUUGCAAUUACUUUACCAUAUAAAAAGUUUCCGUAAGGCUGUAUAUCAAAUUCCUAUAGAAUGUGAUAAACCAGCAAAAAGUAUCACUUCAGCUUUACAGCGGAUUUUUUAUCAAUUAAAUGUUUCAGACACAGUAGUUGAAACAACGGAAUUAACAAAAUUUUUUGGAUGGAAUACGUUUAUCAUGGAUGAUGUUCGAGAGUUCAUUAAAGUACUGCAAGACGAUCUUGAAGAUAAAAUGAAGAAUACAAAAGCUGAUGGUAUAAUUAAUAAACUCUUUGUUGGUACUAUAAAAACUUAUAUUAAAUGUGACAAUGUGGAUUAUGAGUAUCUAUAUAUUGAAGAUUACUAUGAUAUUCAGUUUAGUGUUAAAGAAAGUGAAUCUAUACAUGAUUCAUUUACAAGAUUUACACGAGAAGAAAGUCUGGAAGGAGAUAAUAAAUAUGAUGCAGAACGUUAUGGCUUGCAAGUUGCUAAAAAAAGAGUAACUUUUGAAAGUUUUCCACCUGUAUUGCGCAUAUAUUUAGAAUAUAAUGCAAGUGAUGUGAAGUCAAAACGUCAAUACGAAUUUCCCGUAGAAAUUGAUUUAGAAAAAUAUUUAUCACCAGAUAAACCAAGAUCGGACAAAUAUCGAUAUUUACUACAUGGAGCACUAGUUCAUGAUAAUGCAACAAAUAAAUAUUAUUCAUAUAUAAGGCCUGAAUUAAAUCAAGGAUGGAUAAAGUUUAAUAAUAAUCGAGUUACUCCAGAAUCGAUUAGCGAAGUAAUUCAGCCAUAUAUGUUAGUGUAUAUUCGUGAAUGUUAUGUCGAUGAAUUAUUGUCUCCAAUACUUCCUAAAGACAUACCGAAAUAUGAAGAAAAUAGCGAUUUGUAUAUGCAAACAUGGGUUGUGACCGAAGAGACAUUUAAAAGCCACAGAGGAUUAGGCCUUGUUGAUUUCAAUAAUGAACAAUAUCCAUUUUCUGAAGGUUUUAAAUUUAAAUUUUUAAAAGAAAGCACUUACGAUGAUUUUAAAAAGAUGGUCUCUGUAAAAUUUGAAAUUCCCAUUGAACAAAUAAAGUUCUGGGUAAUUAAAAAUCGACGAAAUAAAUCUAUUAGACUACAUAAACCUGUAAUUGACAAUGAUUUUCUUGGAAAAUCAAUGGAGGAAGUGAAAACGGAAUUAACAAUACUAGAUGACGAAUUGAUAUUAUAUAUGGAAAUAUUGGAAAUCCCAAUUAAUAUCAAUGAUAAUUUUUUACCUACUAAAUCUUUAAAGACUAAUGAGAUUAUCAUCUUUCUUAAAUAUUUUAAUACGGAUACACAAUCUUUAGAGAAAGCAAACCUUUCUACCAGUGAUAUACAUAGUAGAAUAGAUAGUAUCUUUCCUAUUCUUUGUAAGAAGAUGAAAUUCUCACCUAAAACGCUUUUUGAUAUAUAUGAAGAAUAUGCACCAGAUAUGAUUAAUAAGUUGAUAUCAAGAUAUACUUUUAGAAUGUCUGGGAUGCAAAAUGGUGAUAUAAUAUGUUUUCAAAAAACAUUAACAAAAAGAGAGAUUCAGAAGUUUAUUUUUACAGGCCACAUCUAUAAUAUUCUUCAAUUUUAUGAAUCAUUAUCAAUGAAUAUUAUCGUUCAGUUCAAAUCAAAAUUCGGAUAUAGGGAUCCGAUACCUGAAUUUAACUUAGUUUUAAAUAAGGAUAGCACUUUUAAAACUGUUGCUAAACAAGUCGCUAUUUAUCUUAAUACCGAUCCUUUGAGGUUGCGUUUUACUUCAGUAGAUUUAUACGGAAAACCAAAAAUAGAGAUUGACGGAACGAUUAAUCAAAAAUUAUCAGAGAUACUACAACCUGCAAUGU
Molecule: messenger RNA, 2346 nt
Organism: Scutellospora calospora
Lineage: Eukaryota; Fungi; Glomeromycota; Glomeromycetes; Diversisporales; Gigasporaceae
Source: the annotation of a GenBank genome assembly